This is a messenger RNA of Vicia faba (fava bean), 354 nucleotides long. The record is from the annotation of a GenBank genome assembly. Lineage: Eukaryota; Viridiplantae; Streptophyta; Magnoliopsida; Fabales; Fabaceae.
AUGUUGCUAAGAUAUGGUUCAAGUUCAGUCAUUACAUGGCUUAAUAAUUUUUCUAGCUCCGCCACUGAUUAUAGAGAGUAUCAUUUAACAGGACCCACAAGUUUUAGAAAGACCACAAAUCAAGUGGUUCUCUCAAAAGUCCAUAAGUCAAGUUGUUUUGUCGUAAAUAUGUGGAUUAAGGAAAAAGAAUUGGAGGAAAAUUCUGAGUAUUACAUUGAGUUAUUGGCAAAAGAAAUUGGGAAACCAAAGCAAGAAAUUGCUAAAGACGUCCAGAGGACUAAAUAUUUCCAAGCACAUGUUGCCAUGGACUAUGGACUUGCUGACAAAAUAAUGAACUCAGGGGACUUUAGGUAA